Messenger RNA from Mytilus californianus (California mussel), 2103 nucleotides. Its product is annotated as leukotriene A-4 hydrolase-like. Gene Ontology annotation, molecular function: zinc ion binding; aminopeptidase activity; epoxide hydrolase activity. Bases 87 to 2018 code for a protein of 643 amino acids. Gene Ontology annotation, cellular component: cytosol. The record is from RefSeq and is a predicted model, not a curated record. Gene Ontology annotation, biological process: proteolysis; peptide catabolic process. NCBI's taxonomy places the organism in Eukaryota, Metazoa, Mollusca, Bivalvia, Mytilida, Mytilidae. The transcript is spliced from 18 exons.
UCUUCUAGUUUCGUUUUCAAACUGCAAGCCGGCAUAUGAAAUUUAGAAAACAGUCAUAAGAAAGAGAUUGGUAUUCCUACAUCUAGAUGAUACCAUUCCUUAUCAAGAGUGCUGUUAGCUUCCUUUUCUUAGCUGCUGGUAUUCAUUAUUGGCGAUCGGGAAAUAUGACAAAAGAAGGCCUAAGUCCAAAUGACCCUAGUUCCCACUCUCAUCCAGAAGACUGUCGUCUUGUACACUUAGACUUGGAGCUCAAUGCGGAUUUCAACAAACACAUAUUUAGUGGUUUUGCCCAUCUCACAGUAGAGAAACAAAAAGAUGGAGUUGAUACAGUGGUUUUAGAUUCAAAAGAUUUAAAGAUAAAAAAUGUAACAGACCAGUCAACAGCGCAAAAGUUGUCAUAUUCUCUUGGAGAUAAACUUGAGGUGUUUGGAUCACGUUUAGAGGUCAGACUUCCUUCUACAAAUGGAAAUAAACUGAACAUAUCAAUAGAGUAUGAAACAUCACCAGAGGCAUCAGCAUUCCAAUGGUUGACAGCCGAUCAGACAGCAGGGAAGAGGCAGCCAUAUUUGUUUAGUCAGUGUCAGGCAAUUCAUUGCAGAAGUUUUGUACCUUGUCAAGAUACCCCAUCUGUGAAGUUUCCAUACACUGCCACGAUAACAGCUCCAAAGGAGAUUACUUUACUGAUGAGUGCCAUUAGUACAGGAUCGGAGACUGAUAGUAGUGAUAACAGUAAAUCUAUUUAUAGAUUUGAACAGAAAGUACCAAUACCAUCUUAUCUUAUUGCCAUUGUUGGUGGUGAUCUAGAGAGCAGAGAUAUUGGACCACGAUCAAAAGUAUGGUCAGAGAAAGAAUUUGUUGAUGCAGCAGCUUUUGAAUUUUCUGAGACAGAGACAAUGUUAACGACAGCAGAAAAGCUAUGUGGUCCAUACGUCUGGGGACGAUAUGAUCUACUGGUUUUACCUCCCUCUUUCCCAUAUGGUGGAAUGGAAAAUCCAUGUCUGACGUUUGUGACACCUACUUUGUUGGCUGGUGAUAAGUCUUUAGCAGAUGUUGUUGCACAUGAAAUCUCUCACAGCUGGACAGGGAACUUAGUCACCAAUAAAAAUCCUGAACAUUUUUGGUUAAAUGAAGGUCAUACUGUUUUUGUGGAGAGGAAAAUAAAGGGUCGAAUGUAUGGUGAACCUUAUAGACAAAUUAGUGCUGCUGAGAGAUGGAUUGAAUUACAACAAAGUGUGGUGGAUGUUUUAAAAAAUGGUCCGUACACAAAACUGAUACCAGAUUUGAGAGGAGUGGACCCUGAUGAUGCUUUCUCUAUUGUACCAUAUGAAAAAGGUUUCACAUUAUUGUAUUACCUAGAAACACUUCUAGGUGGACCAGAUGAAUUUGAACCAUUCCUGAAGGCUUAUAUUGAAAAAUUCAAAUACAAAUCUAUAGACAGUAAUCAGUGGAAAGAUUUCCUAUUCUCAUUUUUCCAAUCAAAGGUUGAUGUAUUGAACAAAGUGGAUUGGGACACAUGGUUUUCUGGUGUUGGGAUGCCACCCAUUAAACCAGAAUAUGAUGAAAGUCUUGCUGUGCCUUGUCAAGAAUUAUGUGAUAAAUGGUCUGCCACAUCAGAUAGUGACCUGUCUCAGUUUAGUGCAAAUGAUAUCCUGAAAAUGACAUCAAACCAGAUCAGAAUCUUCCUUUAUAAAGUAUUGUUACUGGAGAGUCCAUUGUCCUUAAUCAAAGUAAAGAAAAUGGAAGAAUUAUACAAGUUCAAUGAUAGAAAAAAUUCAGAAAUCAGACUAAAAUGGUUGUUAUUAUGUUUGAAGGCACAUUGGGAGGAUUCUAUUCAGUAUGCUUUAAAAUUUGUGAAUGAACAAGGGAGGAUGAAAUUUGUCCGACCUAUUUACAGAGCCUUAUAUGCAUGGGAAGGUUCAAGAGAUACUGCCAUAAAGAAUUUCCUAUCAAAACGUCCAGAAAUGCAUUCAACAACAGCAGAAUUAGUGGGCAAAGAUUUACAUUUAGGAAGUUCAUAAUCAAUUAUAAGAACAAUGUUUAUGCUGUUAGAGCUGUGCUAGAGAGUGAAAUUUGUCUCAUAUAACCAGAACAUGUUUAUGGCUA